Messenger RNA from Paramuricea clavata, 534 nucleotides. NCBI's taxonomy places the organism in Eukaryota, Metazoa, Cnidaria, Anthozoa, Malacalcyonacea, Plexauridae. The record is from the annotation of a GenBank genome assembly.
GUGGAAUGCAAGGCUAUAUUCAGUGCUCAGUCCGUAUCUGCAGAUUCCUAUGUCACACUAGAUAUUUAUCUCAGGUAAUUUGAUUCGCUUAGACUAUAGUUGUAUACCAAGGCUAUGUGUGUUUGCUAGUUGGCUACGCUUUAGUAAUUCAGAAAAUUGUCUAUAAAUUCUCAGUCAUAUUGAUUAUAGAGAUGUCUGACUUUCUUUAUUUCUUUCAAAAACAGAACGACCUGUCCAUUUCCGAUACGUUUCAACAGUCUGUCUGUAUUAUUCAACAAUCCGAAUUACAACUCCUUGUGUGUCGUGAACGGUGCAAACAAUUCUGACGUCUCUGAAGAGGGCGACCUGUAUCUGGAACCGAAGAAGAUAAAAAAGAUCACAUUCACUUUCACUCCUCUUCCUGAAGAUGUCGGCAAGCAUAUCGAGGUUUUUAUCAACUCUGCUUUUUAUUCCAAGUAUUUUAUUUAUGUUGGAUGUUUCCUAUCAGUUCUUAACUGUUCUCCAUAGGGGUCCAGGAGGAAACCUAAACUAAAC